Molecule: messenger RNA, 1012 nt
Organism: Danio aesculapii
Lineage: Eukaryota; Metazoa; Chordata; Actinopteri; Cypriniformes; Danionidae
Exons: 7
Coding region: 1-699 (232 amino acids)
Biological process (GO): positive regulation of ERK1 and ERK2 cascade; T cell activation; interleukin-15-mediated signaling pathway
Cellular component (GO): external side of plasma membrane; membrane raft
Molecular function (GO): protein tyrosine kinase binding; MHC class II protein binding
Source: RefSeq, a predicted model, not a curated record
AUGGCUGAUAGGAGUCCUCUGUUUCUGCUGCUCAUCUUCUGGACACUCAGCACAGGUGUGUUUGGAGCAGGAGAGACUGAUGUGUUCAGCAGAUCUGGAGAAACUGUUCAUCUGCUCUGUAGAAAUACUGUUCAGUACUGCAGACCAUCAGAAACUGUAUGGCUCUACAGCAGUUACAGACAGAGAGAAACACUGACACCGACUGUUGAACUGAUUACUUUAGGGGUAACGAAGAAAGACACAGGGAAACAUGAGAGACUGAAUCUGGGCUCUGACUGCUCUCUGAUCAUCAGUAGAGUCACAACAGAAGAUGCUGGACGUUACAUCUGCCAACAGUGGACAGGAGACAAGAAAGAUAGACUUUAUGCACAGGUUUCCAUGUAUCUGGAUGUUGUUGCUGCUAAAACUCAAACAACAACAACAACAACAACAACAACAACAACAGCAGCAGCAGCAGCAGCAGCAGUGACUCCAGACCACAACACAAACACUUCAGUAUCUUCUUCAGCAGCAGUGAGUGUGAUUGUUGCUGUCGUCGCUGUGUUUGCUCUUCUGUUUUCUGCUCUUAUUGUCUGGCUGAUUCACAACAGAUUAGCAGAUACAGAAGAAGAGGACUGUGACUCUUCUCUGCUGACGUCUGUGGUGUUUUCAGAGACUCCAGCAGAAAACAUGUGGAAGAGAAUGAAAUAUUCAGUCUAGAGUUCAGAGCUGAUGGAAAUAAACUCAGCAGCUGAAGUGGAGAUGUUUGCAGCUUUCAGAGGUUUUAUUCAUGUUUUAUUGAGUUGUUUAGCUUUGUUCACUGUUCUUUAUAUCAUUGAUAAUCUCAUCGUGUGAUCAGAGAAUUGGCUGAUUUAGUUUGAUGUCAACAUUAAUAGUUUGGCAGAAUCUCAGUGUCUGCUGUGCUGAUUGUGUUUCUUUUGUUUGAUCAUUUUACUUUAAUAUGUGUGUAUUGCGGGCGUCAUGGUGGGUAGAACGAUCGCCUCACAGCAAGAAGGUCGCUGGUUCGAGCCUC